This is a messenger RNA of Phyllostomus hastatus (greater spear-nosed bat), 3047 nucleotides long. RefSeq names its product ubiquitin carboxyl-terminal hydrolase 7-like. The annotation marks the transcript as partial. Gene Ontology annotation, biological process: protein deubiquitination; regulation of protein stability. Gene Ontology annotation, cellular component: nucleus; cytosol. The record is from RefSeq and is a predicted model, not a curated record. Gene Ontology annotation, molecular function: cysteine-type deubiquitinase activity; cysteine-type endopeptidase activity; protein binding. Lineage: Eukaryota; Metazoa; Chordata; Mammalia; Chiroptera; Phyllostomidae. The transcript has 30 exons.
CCGGAGAUACAGAUGACCCACCAAGAAUUACUCAAAACCCUGUUAUCAACGGGAAUGUAGCCAUGAGUGAGGGGCACAACAACACAGAAGAAGAUAUGAAGGAUGCAAGGUCAUGGUCUUGUCAUGCACAAGCAGCGCUGAAGAUAAUAAAUUACAGAGAUGAGGAGAAGUCAUUCAGUCGUUGUAUUAGUCAUUUAUUCUUCCAUAAAGAAAAUGAUUGGGGAUUUUCCAAUUUUAUGGCCUGGAGUGAAGUGACUGAUCCUGAGAAAGGAUUUAUAGAUGAGGACAAAGUGACUUUUGAAGUCUUUGUGCAGGCGGAUGCUCCCCAUGGAGUUGCGUGGGAUUCAAAGAAGCACACGGGCUAUGUCGGUCUGAAGAAUCAGGGAGCGACUUGUUACAUGAACAGCCUGCUGCAGACUUUAUUUUUCACAAAUCAACUACGAAAGGCCGUUUACAUGAUGCCAACAGAGGGUGAUGACUCAUCCAAAAGUGUCCCUUUAGCAUUGCAGAGAGUGUUCUAUCAACUACAGCACAGUGAUAAGCCCGUAGGGACAAAGAAGCUAACAAAAUCAUUCGGGUGGGAAACUUUAGAUAGCUUCAUGCAACAUGAUGUUCAAGAGCUAUGCCGAGUGCUGCUUGAUAAUGUGGAAAAUAAGAUGAAAGGCACAUGUGUAGAAGGCACCAUACCUAAAUUAUUCAGAGGCAAAAUGGUGUCCUAUAUCCAGUGUAAAGAGGUGGACUAUCGAUCUGAUAGAAGAGAAGAUUAUUAUGAUAUCCAGCUGAGCAUAAAAGGAAAGAAAAACAUAUUUGAAUCAUUCGUGGAUUAUGUGGCAGUAGAACAACUAGACGGUGACAACAAAUAUGACGCCGGGGAGCAUGGCUUGCAGGAAGCAGAGAAAGGUGUGAAAUUCCUAACAUUGCCACCAGUGUUACAUCUACAGCUGAUGAGAUUUAUGUAUGACCCUCAAAUGGACCAAAAUAUCAAGAUCAAUGAUAGGUUUGAGUUUCCCGAACAUUUACCUCUUGAUGAGUUUUUGCAAAAAACAGAUCCUAAGGACCCUGCAAAUUAUAUUCUUCAUGCCGUCCUUGUUCAUAGUGGAGAUAAUCAUGGUGGACAUUAUGUGGUUUAUCUAAACCCCAAAGGGGAUGGCAAAUGGUGUAAAUUUGACGACGAUGUGGUGUCCAGGUGUACAAAAGAAGAAGCAAUUGAGCAAAACUAUGGCGGCCACGAUGACGACCUCUCUGUCUGGCACUGCACGAAUGCGUACAUGUUGGUUUAUAUCAGGGAGUCCAAGCUGAGUGAGGUGUUGCAAGCUGUCACCGACCAUGAUAUUCCUCAGCAGCUGGUGGAACGAUUACAAGAAGAGAAAAGGAUCGAGGCCCAGAAGCGGAAGGAGCAGCAGGAAGCCCAUCUGUACAUGCAAGUGCAGAUAGUCGCAGAGGACCAGUUUUGUGGCCACCAAGGCAAUGAUAUGUACGAUGAAGAAAAAGUGAAGUACACUGUGUUCAAAGUAUUGAAAGACUCUUCGCUUGCUGAAUUUGUCCAGAACCUCUCUCAGACAGUGGGAUUUCCACAAGAUCAGAUUCGAUUAUGGCCAAUACAAUCCAGGAGCAAUGGUACCAAACGACCAGCAAUGUUAGAUAAUGAGGCAAAUAGCAAUAAAACAAUGAUUGAACUCAGCGAUAAUGAAAACCCUUGGACCAUAUUCCUGGAAACAGUUGAUCCGGAACUGGCUGCUACUGGAGCAAUAUUACCCAAGUUUGAUAUAGAUCGUGAUGUGAUGUUAUUUUUGAAGAUGUAUGAUCCCAAAACACAGAGCUUGAAUUACUGUGGGCACAUCUAUACACCCAUAUCCUGUAAAAUCCGUGACUUGCUCCCGGUUAUGUGUGACAGAGCAGGAUUUGCCCAAGACACUAGCCUUAUCCUCUAUGAGGAAGUUAAACCGAAUUUAACGGAGAGAAUUCAGGACUAUGAUGUGUCCCUUGAUAAAGCCCUCAAUGAACUAAUGGAUAGUGAUAUUAUAGUAUUUCAGAAGGAUGACCCUGAAAAUGAUAACAGUGAAUUACCCACUGCAAAGGAGUAUUUCAGAGACCUCUACCACCGUGUUGAUGUCAUUUUCUGUGAUAAGACAAUCCCUAAUGAUCCUGGAUUUGUGGUCACGUUAUCAAAUAAAAUGAAUUAUUUUCAGGUCGCAAAGACAGUUGCACAGAGGCUCAACACGGACCCAAUGUUGCUCCAGUUUUUCAAGUCUCAAGGUUAUAGGGAUGGCCCAGGUAAUCCUCUUAGACAUAACUAUGAAGGUACUUUAAGACUUCUACAAUUCUUCAAGCCUAGACAACCUAAGAAACUUUACUAUCAGCAGCUUAAGAUGAAAAUCACAGACUUUGAAAACAGGCGAAGUUUUAAGUGUAUAUGGUUAAACAGCCAAUUUAGGGAAGAGGAAAUAACACUAUAUCCAGACAAGCACGGGUGUGUCCGGGACCUGUUAGAAGAAUGUAAAAAGGCCGUAGAGCUUGGGGAGAAGACAUCAGGGAAACUUAGGCUGCUAGAAAUCGUAAGCUACAAAAUUAUUGGUGUGCACCAAGAAGAUGAACUACUAGAAUGUUUAUCGCCUGUGACGAGUAGAACAUUUCGAAUAGAGGAAAUACCUUUGGACCAGGUAGACAUUGAUAAGGAAAAUGAGAUGCUGAUCACAGUGGCACAUUUCCACAAAAAAGUGUUUGGGACGUUCGGCAUCCCGUUUUUGCUGAGGAUACACCAGGGCGAGCAUUUCAGAGAAGUCAUGAAGCGCAUUCAGAGUCUGCUAGACAUCCAGGAGAAGGAGUUUGAAAAGUUUAAAUUUGCCAUUGUGAUGAUGGGCCGGCACCAGUACAUAAAUGAAGAUGAGUACGAAGUGAACUUGAAAGACUUUGAACCUCAGCCUGGUAACAUGUCUCACCUUCGGCCAUGGCUAGGGCUCGACCACUUCAACAAAGCCCCAAAGAGAAGUCACUACACCUACCUUGAAAAGGCCAUUAAAAUCCAUAACUGACUUCCUCAUCCCGUG